This is a messenger RNA of Colias croceus (clouded yellow), 1780 nucleotides long. It is a transcript of the gene pkaap, whose product is annotated as A-kinase anchor protein 10, mitochondrial. Bases 99 to 1709 code for a protein of 536 amino acids. The record is from RefSeq and is a predicted model, not a curated record. Lineage: Eukaryota; Metazoa; Arthropoda; Insecta; Lepidoptera; Pieridae. Gene Ontology annotation, cellular component: plasma membrane. The transcript has 3 exons. Gene Ontology annotation, biological process: intracellular protein localization.
UAUUGUUUUGUAACUAUAGUUUGUGAAAAAGACUAGUUUUAUAGUUUGGGCCAAGUAAACCUUAGGUAUCACUUGUUUAAAGUUCCAAUGUAAAUAAAAUGAUUAAGUUUUGGAAAAGUGCAGCAAAAGGUAAAACAGGUUGUCCUGUUAGACCCCCUGAGGAAAGUUUUGUAAAAACUCCCCAAUUCAGCGGUAUUGUAUUUGAAUUGGUAAAUGAUUUUGAUGAUGAUGUUACUGGGGUUUUUGAAAAAAAAUCUAAGCUGUGUUUGACAUUAAAAGAAAUACUUAAAGAUAAAAAAGCCAUCAAAAAUUUUAUGAUGUUCAUGGAUUCUAUAGGAAAUCAAUUAGUCAUAAAAUGUUGGCUUGAAUUAGAAAACUUUCGUCUGAAAUUGCUCUCUUGGAAUUCUAAUAAUGAGGGAAGUCAUGUUAAACUAAGCCACACUAAAAGUUUAGACAUUCACUGUACUUGUGAUAAUUUUAAAAGCGACUUGAGUGGUUUAUCAUCAAAUAAUUGGAGAGCAAGUACAAGUAAUCUCAAAAAACUUCACAAAAUACCUACAAGAAAUUCUUGUGGAAAUUUAAAUGACAACACAGUAUUUCAAGAAUCCUGUGAUUUUUGUGAAAACAGACAAUAUGUGGACUUAACCCAAGAAGCUGUUAAAUUAUUUAAGAAAUAUGUGGCAUUGGAAGCACCUUGCCAAUUAGAAAUACCGGAUGCUUUACGAAAGGUGCUCAUAUCAAAUAUAUGCCAACCAGAAGGGCAAAUAAAAGAAGACUGCUUUAAACCUGUUCAAGACUAUCUGUUACAUCAAAUGGAGACAAAAUAUUUUUAUGAAUUCAAAAAGAAUUCUUUGUACACAAAAACACAAAUUGAUAUUUUAACCAGUGGAUGCAUAGAAUUGAAAGAUAUUCUUUAUAACGAAAAUAUAUUAUUUUACUUUACAGAAUAUUUAGAGCAAGAAUCAAGUAGUAUAUUACUUGAAUUUCUUAUAGCACUUACCCAUUUUCGAGAUAACCUGAUAAAUAGUAACACAAACCCUGAACAAGCACAAGCUGAUGCAAUUAUAUUGUAUGAUAAAUAUUUUUCUCUACAAGCCACUAGCCCGAUUGGUUUUCCGACAGAAAUCAGGUUACAAACUGAAAGCAACAUAUGCAGAGAGGGUGGACCCCUCGCUACAUGCUUUGAUGUACCAUAUGUUAUUGUUUAUAAAACAUUAAACAAUCAUGUAAAGGCUUUUUUAGAAUCUGAAAUAUAUUAUACAUAUCUGUCAGAGAUGGUGAAAUCUGUAGAUCUACUGUCACCAACUAGUUGCAAGUCUCAAUCAGACUGCAGUAGUGAAUAUAGUAUAAGUACUCAAAAUACAUUAUUAGCGAUGGGAGAUCCCAUUUAUAGGAAAAAACGUAAUCACUCUGUACCUGACAUGACAAUAGAUUCUCAUCAACUGUAUAAUGCUGAUGCGUUAUGGCAAAGAAAAAAACAUGAUGGACUAAGUUUAGGUAGAAUAAAUAGUUUAGGGAGGUUUGAAUCUAAAUUGGAACCAGAUCCUGAUAAAAAAGAUAAGUCUAUGCUUAAGAAAAUGGUAAGUAAAUUCGUACCAACAAGUACUUCUCGAGUGGAAGAAGAAAUGGCUUGGCAAAUAGCUCAUAUGAUUGUUAAAGAUGUAACGGAUCUAACAAUGGCUCCACCAGAAAAUGAUCAUGAUGAUUAAAUGUGAUAGUUAAGAUAAAAUUUUAUAUUUAAAUGUAAAUAUCCAAAUAAAUGUGUAUUUAAUACCUAUAA